This is a messenger RNA of Adineta ricciae, 666 nucleotides long. The record is from the annotation of a GenBank genome assembly. Lineage: Eukaryota; Metazoa; Rotifera; Eurotatoria; Adinetida; Adinetidae.
AUGCUUCGAUUUUGUAUUUUCAUCAUUUUGAUUGGGUGCGUAAGUGGUCACGCCCGCUUGGCACUUCCACCAAGUCGUAGUUCUGCAUGGCAGCUUGGCUUUAAUACACCAAUCAAUUAUAAUGACUACGAAUUGAAUUGUGGCGGUUAUGAGCAUCAUUGGAGAAUGGGUGGGAAAUGUGGCGUAUGCGGCGAUCGUAUCGAUGGUCCUCGACAUAAUGAAGCACCUUCAGGCAAAUAUUUUACAGGCAUUCCAACACAUACUUACAAAGCUGGUUCCAUAAUUGAUGCUCGUGUUGAAAUGAUGGCUAACCAUAUGGGUUGGUUCACCUUUAAAAUCUGUCCAGUCACUAAUGAUUUAGCUGAAGUAAGUCAAGCAUGUCUUGAUCAAUAUCCUCUGGAGAUUAUUCGAGCACCUACAAGACGAACUUCGAAAUAUCGUUGGGAUAUUCCGGGUACUUAUUCGUACAGUGUUGCUCCUGGUUGGGAUUAUCCAUCGUAUUCAUUCAAGUUAAAGCUACCUGAUCAUGUAAGAUGCGAAAGAUGUGUUUUACAAUGGGACUGGACAUGUGCCAAUCGUUGGGGUUCAAGUAAUGGAAAAGAAGGUAUGGGUCAUGGUAAACAAGAAACCUUUCGUGGUUGUGCUGAUAUCCGUAUUGAAGGCUAA